UGGUGUGCUGGGGCAAUUCAGCGCGAUAAUCUGAAAAACGCAAAGUUGCCCUAAGUCUUAUUCUGCAAAUGCUGAUAAGCGAGCUAGAAAGUUCGUUUUAUAACUCAACAAGCUUUCCUUUCUGCAUAGAUUGCAGUUGCAAGCUAAUAAGAAGUACUCGUCGAUUAAACAAAUCCGGUGUGCUGCUGCAGUUAUUGCAAAGCAAAUUUUUUGAAGCGAAUUAAACCGUGGCCUUCCAGUUUCUAGUUAUAAAUAAUUAGUAGCGCUUAGUUUGAAAAUGACUUUCCUGGUUUAUGGGGCAGACGGAUGGAUCGGAAAAGCAGUAGUGAAUGUGUUACUCGCUAGUGGAGAUACGGUCCUGAAAGGUCGACGGGUGAUCACAAUUGACGACGUCCUUAAGGAUUUGGAAAAGCAUCAACCCGACUUCGUGAUCUGCAGCUUGGGACGAAUAGGAACCCCAGCUCUCCCAACGGCGGACUAUUUGGAACAGAAAGGGAAGUUGUUGGAAAAUAUAACCUGCAAUAUGUCAGCACCAUUAUUUAUUGCUCAGGCUACCCAACUGCAAGGAAGUAUUCCGAUGUUGUAUAUUGGAACAGGCUGCAUUUUCGAAUACGAUGACGACCAUCCGAUUGGCUCCGUUGGAUUUGCGGAAAACGAAGCUCCGAACUUUUUCGCUGCUUCCUACUCCUUGGUAAAGAGCCAAACUGAUCAGAUAAUGAAAAACUUCCCCCAUGUUAUGACCGCUAGAAUUCGUUUACCAGUUGUAUUAGACGCACACCCCCGCGACUUGGUAACAAAGUUGCUUACGUACAAAAAAAUUCAUUCCGUUCCAAAUUCUGUUACUGUUCUCCCCGAUAUAUUGCCAGUGCUUAUUGGUAGCUUAAUUACGGGAAAACGUGGGGUUAUAAAUGCAGUUAACCCCGGUGUUGUGGACCAUGCUACCAUCAUACGCAUUUUUGAGGCACAGACUGGAAAAAAACACGAACAUGAGCUUGUGACAAGUGAUCAGCUGAAAACGGUGCUUCUUGCUGGCCGAUCCAAUACAGCAUUGAAGACCGAUCUGAUAACUGAAUGGAUCCGUGAUAUGCCAGCAAUGAUUCGAAAAAAGUACGCCAUCAGCGAUAAAUUGUUGGAUAUAAAAGAGCGGAUAACCGACAUAAUAACCACAAGAGCGAAAUUCAACGUUACACCAGAUCGUGAACGAAGAUUUUAGU
Messenger RNA from Paramacrobiotus metropolitanus, 1214 nucleotides. RefSeq lists its product as uncharacterized. Gene Ontology annotation, biological process: S-adenosylmethionine biosynthetic process. Gene Ontology annotation, cellular component: methionine adenosyltransferase complex. The transcript has a single exon. NCBI's taxonomy places the organism in Eukaryota, Metazoa, Tardigrada, Eutardigrada, Parachela, Macrobiotidae. The coding region runs from base 278 to 1213 and encodes 311 amino acids. Gene Ontology annotation, molecular function: methionine adenosyltransferase regulator activity. The record is from RefSeq and is a predicted model, not a curated record.